Molecule: messenger RNA, 2437 nt
Organism: Aplysia californica (California sea hare)
Lineage: Eukaryota; Metazoa; Mollusca; Gastropoda; Aplysiida; Aplysiidae
Product: glutaredoxin-related protein 5, mitochondrial
Exons: 2
Coding region: 166-609 (147 amino acids)
Source: RefSeq, a predicted model, not a curated record
CCGAAAGAAAUUAGAAAAAUCCACCGGAAGAUAAAUCUUCAGUGUGAAGCGUGAAGGUGUCUUUCUCAUCUAGAUUCUACUUUCGAUUUUAGGCCUACAAGUCUGCACACUGCACAGGUAGAUCAAUCAAGGAGCUUGCCUUACUAAUUAUUUCUAAAUACCGUCAUGAGUUUUAUUACUCGUCAAAUUUUCCGGAGUCAUGGAACUUCAUUUUGUAGACUUGCUUUCGCAAGAAUGUUGUCACAAGAAGGGACAGUUAACAUCGAUGCAAUGGUGAAGGAUGCAGGGAAACCGAUUUUUGUCUUCAUGAAGGGCACUCCUGAAGCUCCUCGAUGCGGAUUCAGUAAUGCUGUUUGUCAGAUCCUUCGGUUCCACGGAGUUGACAAUUUUGGAACAUUUGACGUUUUAUCGGAUGAUGACGUCAGACAAGGAGUCAAAGAUCACACCAACUGGCCCACAAUUCCCCAAGUAUUCUUCAACGGCGAGUUCAUCGGUGGCUGUGACAUCAUGCUGGACAUGCACAAGAAUGGGGAGCUCAUUGACGAGCUCCAGAAGCUGGGCAUUAGAUCUGUGCUGCUGGAUGCGGAAGACGGCGAUAAGAAAUCAUGAACUAUAAAACUUAUCCGCCAUUGAUUGUGUAUUAUACAUUUACACUUGUCACCUGUGCCUCAGCUGACUUACUCGUGCCUCUUCAGCUGGAGCACAUGUAGUUAGUAAAUUUUGUUUUAUUGGAAUGGAACUGGAAUUAUAUGUUUCAACAAGUACAAUGUUUAAUAAGCAGAUGUUUCAGAAAUUUUCUUUGCAGCGUAACCAUCAUUUUUUUGUUUCUCAUUUACAAUCUUUCUGUGAUUAUGUUCAUUUCUUACUGAGAUAGAAUAGAUAGACACAUGCAUGCUCAUAUGACCUGAUGUUGGUGCUAGUGCCGUAAAACUCUAACCAAACAUAGAUCAUAGACGGAUGAAAAUGUCACAACAAAUUUGAUGUUUUGUAUGCAGUUGAAUCUGUGUAUUUUCAACUUCUAUUGAAGAGGAGUUUUGUGCCAGCAAAUGUUAGGUCCAAAUGAGAUAAUGCAAUGAUGAUAAGUCGGUGCUAGUUUAGUUGAAGGUCUACUACUGGUCUGGUCUGACAACUGGUUUAUUUAAGGUCUACCAGUUUAUAUAGCCCUUUGGAUUUGUGACAAAGAUCAGUUUAUAUUAAUGAUAUUAUAUAGAUCUAUUCACUUUGCGUAUACAAGAUUGGAACUGUCAUAAGCCAUAUUAAAAAUGUUUUGGUGGUUGUAGUUUGUCAGGGUUGGGAAUGGGAAGAUCUUGUGUGUGUGUGUGGGGGGGGGGUGCCCCCUUGAUUUCUAAAAAAUAGUUUUGUCUGGGCACUUAUCGCAAUUUACUUGCCAAUCAUAAUAUUUACCAUCUCAAAAAUUCUAUCAUCUAAAUGAUGCAGCAAAAUGAAGCAAUCCACAAACUGCAUCUCAGUGUCACAUGACCAUUUUUGGUCUAAAUGUCACCAAUGCUGUCCUUGCCAUCACCAAUCAGGAUGGACUUACACUACGCUAGAUCUAGAUCUGCCUAAAUGGCAUUAGACCAUGGUCAAUCAGGUGGGAGUCACGAUAGACCGUCGUAGUGCAGUAAAUCGUCAACUAAAACAGUACCGCUAAGUCUUUCUUGGAAAAAAAAUGUGCCGUGUUGUGUCGGUAGUUUUUACUAGUGUAUCAAGGAGGACUACCUUCUGACUUUUGUUCCCAUAGUUCAGGCUUUCACUGGGUUUGUUUGUUGUUGUUUUUUCUGAACUUUUUAUUGCUUGUUUCAUUAUCAGGCUAUGUUUAUUUUGAAUGUUGUAGCAAGCUGCACCCAAAAUGUUUAACAUUUUCCAAGUUUUUUUUAGAGGAACACCAGGGAUGCAGUGAAUCAAAUGUUGUGAACAUUUACUCCUUAAGAGUUAUUUCACAAAGUCAAAUUAUUAUAUUUAAGUAUGGUACAUAUUGGCACAUCUAGGAGACCUCUGCAUAAAAUGGAGCAACGAUUUCAUGGACAUUUUGAGUUCUUCGAGGUCUUUUAAAAAUGUCUUUCCCAAUAUCUGCUGUCUUUCUCUUAUUCAUGUAAAUCACUGCUCUUGUUUUUUAAAAUUAGGGUGGACGUCUAUUUAUAAAAAUUAAAGGCAACUCGACUGCAGUUUUCAGAAAAAAAACCCAACUUAUUCUGACAUUGAUCUUGCUUUUUCAAUUUGUUGCAAUUGCCAUAUUUCCGUUUGACUUGGUUUAAAAAUGGAUUUGGAAUACUUUGACUUUUUAAAAAAAUUGAAUGAUCAUGUAAAUCUUUUGAGUCAUAAGUACAAUGUAUAAAUCUGCAAGUAAACCUGAUCACACAAUUGGCUACAACAUUACCUUUGUGAAUCCCUUGAAUUGGAGGGAAAAGCCCAUUAAAACGUUGUUAUUUCACGUUAA